UUUUAUAUUAUUUUCAUUUUCGUUUGGCAGGGAAAUAUAUUAUUGUAUGGGGGUAAAAUAUGUCGGUAUUUAGUCUAGAAAAUGCAGCCUUUGUGUCUUUACUAAAAUAUGGAAGUGUGGUGCUUGUCAAGUUGGUCGCCAUGUCCCCAAUAACAAUCAUGUAUCGGAAAAUUCACAAGUCAGUUGCAUCAGAAGAAGAUGCAAAAAUGGCUCAACCAAAUGAUUAUGAAAGGCAGAAAAAACUUAUGGCAAAGAAUACCGAAGUUGAAAGGGCACGAUCAGCUCAUCUCAAUGACUUGGAAAAUAUUGUUCCAUUUUUUCUCACUGCGAUGCUUUACAUCACUAUCAAACCGGAUGCGUCAACGGCUGACUUGCUUUUCAAGAUAUUUGCCGGAUCCCGAAUCCUUCACACAAUCGUGUAUCUUGGGAAGGUCCCUCAACCAUCACGCGCGUUGUGUUUCUUGGGUGGAAUCUCCGUCAAUUGUUAUAUGUUGUUUCAGAUUAUGAAUGCUGUAUUUUUGUAGAAGUUUGACCAUAUUUAGUGGAAAUUCGGCCCGGUGUUUUUUAUAUUGCAUUUGGAUAAUUAUAAAAAUAAUAAUAUACUUGAAGGAUUGCGCUUGAUUGCAGUAUAUAUCCUUCCUAUGCAGUUGCUCCAAAAAUCAAAGCGGUAGUCAAUAUGUCAGCCUUGGAGUGUUCAUGGCACAUGGUGAUUAGGACCUAUUCCUAACUGUCAUAGGGAGUGGUUUCAGAGAAUCUAAAUUUUAUGUCAUUCUGCUAAAAUAUACUUUUACGUGAAACUGCUGCUUGAAAGUUAUUGAGAAAAAGAGAAAUUUUGAUAUCAGCCGUUGUUACGUAUUUUACUGAUUUCGUUCCAACUGCCUUGUUUAAUAAAUUUGAUUUUUGCUUACAAUUUUUUUUAAUCAAUAUAAAAGUUUGCAACCAUG
This is a messenger RNA of Styela clava, 944 nucleotides long. RefSeq lists its product as uncharacterized. Gene Ontology annotation, cellular component: membrane. Lineage: Eukaryota; Metazoa; Chordata; Ascidiacea; Stolidobranchia; Styelidae. The record is from RefSeq and is a predicted model, not a curated record.